Molecule: messenger RNA, 1329 nt
Organism: Nothoprocta perdicaria
Lineage: Eukaryota; Metazoa; Chordata; Aves; Tinamiformes; Tinamidae
Gene: UPK3BL2
Product: uroplakin 3B like 2
Exons: 7
Coding region: 1-1329 (442 amino acids)
Source: RefSeq, a predicted model, not a curated record
AUGGAGCUGCCGCGGCUGCUGCUGCUGCUGGCGCUGGGCACGGGCCGCGCCGUGGGCCUGGGGGAACGUGCCGGGGGUGCCGCGGGCUCGGGGGGCAGCCCCCCGCCGCCCCCCACUGCAACCCAACUGCCCUACGUGCCCCGCGCGCCCCCGCAGCCGCUGGCGGGCAGGGUGACGGCCACCACCUUCGCCCUGGACAAGCCCUUCUGCGUCUUCGACGGGCACGUCCGCGCCAGCGACAGCGUCUGGCUGGCCGUCACCUUCGCCAACGGUGAGUGCUGGCCCGGGCAGGCGGCCGCCGCGCCGCCGUCCUCGGCACCGGCCUCUGCCCCUGCAGCCACGGCCGCCUUCAGGAACCCGCCGUCGGCCGCCGCCAUCCCGCCGUACGGGCGGCUCCGCGCCGCGCUCGCCUACAUGACGCUGGAGGCGCCGGCGGGCGCCUACGCGUGUCCCGCGCGGAGCCCCGGCGUCCUGCGCGUGGGCAGCGACACGACGUGCGGCGCCCAGCGCGGCCCGGCCGCCUGCAACGGGCCCCUGCCCUCGCCGGGGCCCUACAGGGUGAAGUUCCUGGUGCUGGGGCCCCGCGGCCCCGUGGCCGAGACGCAGUGGUCGGAGCCCGUGGGCCUGCGGCAGGCCCACGUGGGCUACAUGCCGGAGCUCACGCAGCGCCCGCUGGCCGCCCGGGUGACCACGUCCACCUUCGUCCUGGAGCAGCCCCGCUGCAUCUUCACCAACACCUCCAGCGACCUGAUGAUCUGGCUGGUGGUGGCGCUGGAUGAGGCCACGGGGCAGUUUGACCCCCGCACGCAGCCGGAGACGCCGCCGCUGGCCUUCCAGACGUUCCCCAACAACACGGCGUACGCCACGCUGGGCACCAGCGUCGCCAACUACCCCUGCCCCGCGCCCACCUCGCGGGACAUCACGGUGCUGCGCGUGGGCAGCGAAACUGCCUGCAGACUCAACGCGAGCAGGCCCAGCUGCAACGGGCCCCUGCCAGGGCCCGGGCCCUACCGGGUGAAGUUUGUUGCCUGGAAAAGCUCUCAACUCGAGGCUGAGACGGAGUGGUCUGAGCCCAUCACCCUGCUCAGAGCCCAACCAGCCCACAUGGUCCCUGUGACACCGAGCGGGCGCAGCGCCGGCAUGAUCGUCCUCACCUCCAUCCUCUCCAUCCUCUUCGCUGUCCUGCUGGCCUGCCUGGUGGCCCUGCUGGUCACCUGGUGCUCCGAGGCGUGGGGCAGCAGCAGCGUGUUCAGCACCAAGGCGGACGCCGUGUCGGUGCGGCGCUACAACACGCACCACGUCUACGACCAGCCGGCCGCCCGCCUCUGA